This is a messenger RNA of Eucalyptus grandis, 783 nucleotides long. Its product is annotated as zinc finger protein 5-like. NCBI's taxonomy places the organism in Eukaryota, Viridiplantae, Streptophyta, Magnoliopsida, Myrtales, Myrtaceae. Gene Ontology annotation, molecular function: transcription cis-regulatory region binding; DNA-binding transcription factor activity. The record is from RefSeq and is a predicted model, not a curated record. Bases 1 to 783 code for a protein of 260 amino acids. Gene Ontology annotation, cellular component: nucleus. Gene Ontology annotation, biological process: cytokinin-activated signaling pathway; trichome differentiation; trichome morphogenesis. The transcript has a single exon.
AUGUCAGGCCCGUCGGUCUCUAAUCUCAUUCCUCCUAAAUGGGACGUCGGUGUUGGACUAAACAGUGGCUCUUUUGGUACUGAUGAUUCAUCUUCUUGCGUUCAGAAGCAGCAGAAGAAGAAGGUCAAGCUGUUCGGGUUUGACCUAACAACGAUCGCCCCCCGCAACAACCGAGAUGAAGAAGAGGACACCCCGAAAUCAGAUCUUAUGGAGAGAGACGAUCGCGAGAGCGUGAACUCGUCAAACACAGUCCCAUCUUCGUCAAUAUUCGACAACAAGACACCUCUGGCCAACAGCAGCAACGACAACAAGAGAUCAUCGCCGGUUUUGACCUCUGACCCGCACCACGAUGGUCAAGCAAAGAAGCUCUUCGAGUGCCGGUACUGUGCCAAGAUGUUCGCGAACUCACAGGCCCUGGGGGGUCACCAGAACGCCCACAAGAAGGAGAGGAUGAGGAAGAAGAAGUUGCAGCUCCAAGCCAGGAGGAGAGCGAGCCUCAACAGUUACCUUCAAGCGUAUCACAGUCAUUACUAUUGCGAUUCUACUGGGGUGGUUGAUUUCCGAGGGUCCAGUGAUGAUCAGUGGUAUUUGGACUCUUCAUCUAGUUAUGUGUACGAUCUCGAUGAUCAGUUUGCGCUCUCGCAUCAGGAGCCCCAGAUUAGCUUCGGCAACAUGACGGACCAUCGAGAAGGCCUUUCUUGCGGUGGAUCGACUCGAGUUCAAAACUGGCAUGCUCCUGCUGUGCUUCCGGCUGAUACCGGUUAUUAUCAGCGGGAGAAAUGA